This is a messenger RNA of Corythoichthys intestinalis (scribbled pipefish), 1240 nucleotides long. RefSeq names its product calcium-binding protein 2. Gene Ontology annotation, biological process: regulation of voltage-gated calcium channel activity. Gene Ontology annotation, cellular component: cytoplasm. The transcript is spliced from 8 exons. Lineage: Eukaryota; Metazoa; Chordata; Actinopteri; Syngnathiformes; Syngnathidae. The record is from RefSeq and is a predicted model, not a curated record. Gene Ontology annotation, molecular function: calcium channel regulator activity; calcium ion binding. Bases 227 to 892 code for a protein of 221 amino acids.
AUUGAAUCCUUGUUCAAAGGACAAGUUAGAAGCACUGUGGUUGAAGGAUUGGCAAAUCACAGGCCAAGCCAGCCAUGUUUUGCUUUAUUUGGCUGCACGUUCAGCUUGGUAAUUAGCUACUAAGCCUCUCUGAUGGAAGCGGGUCAAGAGGUGUAGACGCAAGAGAUCAGAGAGCGAGAAACACUUCGUUUUCCUUAUCUCAGCCUGGCGGGGAAGAUAUAAAAGCAUGUCCAAGGCAGGAGAGAGAACAACAUCUACCACUUCUGCAGAAUCCACGUCAACAGAUGGUAAAAGUGGAGCAGCUUCAUCCGAAACGACACCAACAGGGUCGGUGUCGGAGACGCCGAAGAAGUCCUCCAAAAAGUCCAAGAAGAGCAACGAGAGCAUGAACAAAGUCUACAACUCUGUGCUCAAUAGUGUUUUUGGGGCUGAAAGAGAAUUAGCUCAAGGUGAAUUAGACGAGCUGCAAGAAGCCUUCAAGGAGUUUGACUACGACCAAGAUGGUUACCUGAACUACAAAGAUGUAGCUGAAUGCAUGAGAACUAUGGGCUACAUGCCCACAGAAAUGGAGCUGCUGGAGAUUGUGCAGCAGAUCAAAAUGAGGAUGGGUGGACUCAUGGACUUUGAAGACUUCACUGAACUCAUGGGACCCAGAAUGAUGGGCGAGACCGCCGACAUGCUGGGACUUAAAGAACUCCAGUCGGCGUUCUUACAGUUUGACCUGGAUGGAGAUGGGAAGAUCACCCAGGACGAGAUGAAGGAAGCGGCGAAAGGUCUGCUAGGGGAGAAGCUGAAGAAAGGAGAACUGGAGGAGAUCCUUAAGGAGUUGGACAUCAAUGCGGAUGGAAACAUUGACUUCGAAGAAUUUGUUAUGAUGCUCUCCAUUCGCUAAAAGUCGAACACUCCUUCAACCAAGACUUACAAUAGUAAGCGAUUGACUAUAGCGCGACAUACAUGUGCCUCAUUGUGAUCAAAAAAAUAUGCAAAAUGUUAAUUACCUGUCAAUUAAAUAGAGUGAAUGUUUUGUUAUUUUAAUAAAGAAAUCUAAAGCGGUUUUUGACUGUUUGUAGAGAAAAUAGUACUCAAGACAGAAAAACAAGCUUUAUCACUAGUAGACGUCCAAUCCGUUUGAUUUGAUUUGACAUUUACAUGAUGUCACUUCCUGUUGAUUUUGGGUUAUUGAAAAGGAAGUGACUUGAGAAUCAUAGGCGGAGUUUGACUUUUGUUGCAGGGGUAAUUU